This is a messenger RNA of Mesorhabditis spiculigera, 324 nucleotides long. NCBI's taxonomy places the organism in Eukaryota, Metazoa, Nematoda, Chromadorea, Rhabditida, Rhabditidae. The record is from the annotation of a GenBank genome assembly.
AUGGCCCUGAACAUCGAACCCCCGACGGCUUCGUUCCCGGCGGCUGGCGGCAAUGCGAAGCACAACAUUGUGUCGCUGAGCGACGGUCGUCUCGCCUUCAAGGUGAAAUCAUCGAACAAUGACCACUACCGCGUGCGCCCCGUCUACGGCUUCAUCGCGUCGAAGCAGUCGGCCGAGCUGGAGAUUGUGCGCAAGGAGGGACCGCCGAAAGAAGACAAAUUCGUCAUCCAGUGGGCCGAGGUGCCCGACGAGGAGACUGACCCUCAGGCCCCGUUCAAGGCUGGGGCCCAGGCGGGCGAGGUGAUCCUGCCGGUGAAGGCCGAA